GGAGCGCGCAGAGCCUCUCUCAUUUGGGGGAGGAGCCUGUGGCGCUGGGACCGUGUGCACAGAGCGGUCCUGUCCAAAGCGUCAGGAGGACACGAGCUCCGCUGCACCUGUGGACAACGCGCUGGGAUUUAUCACUCUUACGACGCGCGGGUUCGAGUAAAUUAAGAAUGAGCGUAGCCACGUGGAAACCUGGCGCUACAUAGGAUAAAGCGGCUGGGAAUUACAAUGCAUCUCCUCUUCGCAGCGGUGGUCUUUAUUCUGACCGUGACUGGCACUGCUGAAGGAUGGGAGUGCAGCCCAGGAUGCAACACAGAGAAUGGAUUUUGUGAAAAACCAGGAAAGUGCAGGUGCAAACCCGGAUGGCAGGGAGAGAACUGCGACCGAUGCGUGGCGUUCCCCGGCUGUGUGCACGGCUCCUGUGAGAAGGCCUGGCAGUGCGUGUGCGAGGAGGGCUGGGUGGGCAGCCUCUGUGACCAAGACACCCGGCUGUGCUCCUCCGGUCCUUGCUCCGCUAAUGCCACCUGCGUCGAGACAGGUGAGGGGGGCUACCUGUGCGUCUGUCCACACGGCUAUACCGGAGAUUACUGUCAUCUGAAGAAGGGUCUCUGUGCGGAGAACAGAUCUCCCUGUCAAAAUGGCGGCACGUGCACAGCUGUGGAUGGCUCCCCUGCCUUCUCCUCCUGCGUCUGCCCCUCUGGCUUCUCCGGGGACUACUGCGAGGUCAACAUGGACACCUGCCAGCCCAACCCCUGCCUACACGGGGGCACCUGCUCCAACCACGGCCUGGCCUUCACCUGCCAGUGCUCGGGCAACUUCACCGGCUUCACCUGCAACGAGACCCUCAACCUCUCCCCCUGCGCCGGCCGACCCUGCGCCAACGGAGGCAUUUGCGUUGGACAGAGCGAUGGAACGUUUAAGUGCACUUGCCAAAAGUGGUUCACGGGUCCCACCUGUUCUCUCCAGCACAGGCCGAGAGUGCGUGCCAAGCCUGCUGCGCCAAAACCGGUGGAGCAUCGUGUUUUUUCGCUCACUCCUCAACACUACUCGCUCCCGGCUCACGCCUUCCACAAGCUGCUGCGCCCACCGGAACGCGACCUGUUAAAGAUCACCUUAAAGGAGACGGUGCACUCUCAGGGGGUACUGGUGACGCACGGCCAGCUGGUGUGCUUCGGCAUGCUGGCACUGCUCACCUGCCUGGUAAUCCUGGGCACUACGGGCAUCGUGUUCUUCGGCCGCUGCGAGACGUGGAUGGCCAAUGCGAAGUACAGCCAGCUGGUGAGGCAACAGAGGGAGAGCCUGCUUAAGGAGGCCGGAGGGGGAGGGGGGCAGGACGGUCAGGAGGAGCCGGAGCACUCGGUCAACAUCAUCCUCCCAGAGAAGAUCCGGCUAAGCAGCUUCAACAGACACUACACUUCCAUAUGAAUGUGGGGAAAGGGUUGGAUAUGAAUGCGAAGGUUUAAUGCAGUGUCACUUUUCAAUACUGACAAUGAGAUUUUUGUCAAAUUCUGUCAUCAUUAUUGCAACGUAUUUAUUAAAACCAGGCAUGAUAAUAUUACACGGAGCAUUGCAAGUAUCACAAAUGCAUAAUACCAACUUUUAGUACUGAUGAUCUAUUUUACAGUGGAACAGUACUAUUGAGUAAAAGUUCUGAGUACUCUUCCCACUGUGAGAAAAGUGACAAAGGCUUUGUUGAUCAUGUUAAAUUAGUUGAACAUUUGUGUUUCUUUAACUGCCUUAACUUCAAAUUAUAAAUCAGAUCCAGAUUGUAAUCCAGACCGUGACACUUACAGGUUGUUGGUUAAAUCCCUGUCAUAUCAAACCUACUGUUGACCUUACACUUGUAUUGGUCAUAUAUUUAUUUGCUGAUGCAUUUGUCUUUCUUUGCUUUGUUCUGGAUGCUUUAGUCUGGAUGGAGCUGCAGAUGAGAUUUCUCUAACUGUUGUGCAGUUGAAUGUGGCUCUGGACUUCACUGGAUGAUAUAUGAAUGUAAUGUCUGUUGUUUUGUCCUCAAAAAUCCUAUGUUAAAUAUGUAAAACCAUGUACCAAAUAGCAGUGGAAUAGAAAAGAUGUCAUGAUCUUGUAUUUAUUACCUAAAAUGCUGCCAAUGUUCCACACCAUUAUUCUGAUUUGGUUUAGCAGACAGUUGCAUCAUGCACAUAAGCCACCGUACUUCUGGUGUUUCUGAAUGUCCACUGAAUGUGUCUUGUGUAUAAUGCUCAAAUGGAGGAUUCUAGGGUCAGAGAAACAGUUCAGACGAGUGUGAAUUAUGCCAACUAAAAUAUUUGUAUCAUAGUUUUUGUCAGUGUCAUAUUUUGGUGACAAAAACUAUGGUCAGAAAGUAUGACCAAAAUUACUUUCAUUGGCUUAAA
This is a messenger RNA of Periophthalmus magnuspinnatus, 2369 nucleotides long. RefSeq names its product protein delta homolog 1. Gene Ontology annotation, molecular function: calcium ion binding. Gene Ontology annotation, cellular component: plasma membrane; protein-containing complex. The record is from RefSeq and is a predicted model, not a curated record. NCBI's taxonomy places the organism in Eukaryota, Metazoa, Chordata, Actinopteri, Gobiiformes, Gobiidae. The transcript is spliced from 6 exons. Gene Ontology annotation, biological process: heterophilic cell-cell adhesion; establishment or maintenance of epithelial cell apical/basal polarity. Bases 226 to 1422 code for a protein of 398 amino acids.